This is a messenger RNA of Esox lucius (northern pike), 2892 nucleotides long. Its product is annotated as GTPase IMAP family member 7. The transcript is spliced from 4 exons. Lineage: Eukaryota; Metazoa; Chordata; Actinopteri; Esociformes; Esocidae. Gene Ontology annotation, molecular function: GTP binding. The record is from RefSeq and is a predicted model, not a curated record. The coding region runs from base 1317 to 2585 and encodes 422 amino acids.
GAGAAGAGUUUUUAUUAUCGACACAUUAUCGCUUUGUUUGCCCGGAAGACGCCUGUAAUAUGCAGUUUUCUGUUACGCUAUUUUUUCAAGUGUGCUACUUGUCGCUAAACACGUACGUUUUCCAGAAGUAUACAUCAACAUUGCCAAAAUCUCUAUCGUCCUUUUGACUCAUUUGGAAGCGGUUAUAGUUUAAAAUCUGGUCAUAGCUUUUCUGACCAAACAAAAGCCAAUUAUGAGCCAAUUAUAGCCAAGACCCAGCAAAACGUGUUUUGGAAUUUAGAUUUUUAUCCCACUGUAGUGUUUGGUGUAUAACCUACUUAUUACCCAAAAAACCUAUUCCACCCCACCUGCAUAGUUCACAGGUACCACUAGAGGACGUCGGGCCCUCAUGUCACUAUCAUGGAGUCGGUCUCUGACAGUUUGGUCAGAAACAUGCACACCAGUAGCCUGCUGGAGGUCAUUUUGUAGUGCUCUGGCAGGAGUAGGAGUAGAUACCGGUACUGCUGCAGCGUGGAUGCCUUUCUACGUUCUGUCCAGCUCUCCUUGUGUAAUGGCCCUUCUUCUGGUAUCUCCUCCAUGCUCUUGAGACUACUGGGAGACACCGCUAACCUUCUUGUGGAGCAGAAACGUCCCUCUUAAGGAGAGAUUUCUACGGUGCACUGGUGACCCAGAGAGCUGACUCUUGUCUUGGGAUUAACGUUGGUCCACAAACAUCUAAUAGGUCAACCAGCAUGUCAGAUGACCGGGUUCCUUUAAUUCAUUUGGAGGAUGACACAUCAGGCUUUGGUGAGUAUGGCGCAAUUACCUAAUCGUCAUAUAAGAUCGGGCAGAUUGAAAUUUGAAUUAUGUCUUUAGUCAAAAAGCGAAUUGCUGUAAUGCAGAAAUUUAGAUGUCACGUCACACCAGGGUCGUUUCUAGGAAUAAGCGACAUAAGCGGUCGCUUAGGGCCCCCGACAACAAGGGGACCCUAACCAUGGGGGGCCCUCGAACGCUAGGGGAGGAGACUCCAAAUCACAUUCUGUGAACUCAGUAUAGUGGCCAAAUUUUGAACGCUGCUUCUUUGAAUUCAUGUGACCUUUGGUUUACCAAGAUACAUUUUUUAGCUACCAUUUGAGCCUUGCAUUUAAUUGUACGUCUUGUAAACUUAGUUCUUUGGUGCGAGUGUGCAUGGCAUUAUGUUACAGAUCAUCUGUUCUCAAAAUAUUGCGUUUUUGGUACAGUGUGAUGGAUCCAGGUAAAAAGAGAAAUACUAAGCAUAUUGUUGCCUUUCUCUAAUGUUAUGCUCGGCUAGUUUUGCAUUAUAGUACAAGCCUGAGAUGAAUAUCAAAUAUCCUUACUCCUUAAACUCUGAAAUCUUUACUACUAUUGAUCAUGGAAUCCAUGAUCAACAAAAUAUACGAGGACGCACGUUCAUUUCCGUUGCAGGUUCUGAUGAUGAGGUUGAGUCACAUUUUACCACUGAGGAUGACAGCCAUGCAGAUCCAGAGAACCUGUCUGAUUGGAGGAUCAUUCUAGUGGGGAAGACUGGCGCAGGGAAGAGUGGGACAGGAAACACCAUCCUGGGGAGAGAAGCAUUUCGAGCAGAGCUUUCCUUUGAGUCAGUUACUGAAAGAUGUGAGAAACAGAGUGGCGUGGAGAAUGGAAGGAAUAUUGAAGUCAUCGAGACCCCUGGACUCUUUGAUACGACCAUGUCAGAGGAGGAGGUGAAGGAGGAGAUCGUCAGGUGUAUAGAAAUGUCUGUCCCAGGACCCCACGUGUUCCUGCUGGUUAUCAGGAUGGGGAGGUUCACACAGGAGGAGAGGAGCACUGUGAAGUGGAUCCAGGAGAACUUUGGAGAAGAAGCCUCAAAGUACACCAUCGUGUUGUUCACUGGUAAAGAUCAGUUGAAGGGGAAAAGAGUUGAGGAGUGUCUGGAACGUUCUGUUGCACUUCAGGAACUGAUCCGAAUGUGUGGGGGAAGGUACCAUUGUCUCAAUAAUGAAGCGAGGGAUGAGCGCUCUCAGGUCACUGAGCUGCUAGAGAAGAUACAAGUGAUGGUGACAAUAAAUGGAGGAACGUACUACACCAACGAGAUGUACCAGGACGCCCAGAGAAGAUUAAGAGAGGAGGAAGAGAGGAGGAGACAGGCAGAGGAGGCGGAGAUGAGGAGAAGGGUUGAGGAGCUACUGAUACAAGAAAGAAGGAGGCAGGAGGAAGAAAGGAGGCAGGAGGAAGAAAGGAGACAAGAAGAAAGGAGGCAGGAGGCAGAAAGGAGGCAGGAGGCAGAAAGGAGGCAGGAGGCAGAAAGGAGGCAGGAGGCAGAAAGGAGGCAGGAGGAAGAAAGGAGAAAACGUGAAAAUAUUACAAUAGGUGCAACUUCCGCAUUAUCUGUUGCAGGUGUAGUGGCUGGGACUACAGUUCUCAUUGUCGCUGAAGGAGCUGUAGUUGUGGUCGCUGCACCAGUUCUGUUUGGUGUGGCGGUUGUAGCUGGUGUAGCAGCCCUUUCUUACUGGCUUGCAAAAAAAUACUGGCAAAGUGGUCGCAAUAAUGUAAAUCACCUACUGCUUUACAAAAGCAACCAUAAUAAUAUAUACAUAAACAAUUAGAUGUACAAAGAAAUGGAAAAAUAAUUAAAUGAAUGAAUAUAUGUAUAAAUAAGCGGACUCGGUACCAGAUAAGUGGAUGAAGAUGAGAUGUAUAAAUACAAAUGUGAAAAACAAGCAAAUUUAUUUCAUUAAAUAUGUCUAUUAUCCAAUAAUCUCUCUCUCAUGUAUGUAUGUAAUUCUUCAUUUAUUACUAUCUUACUGUCUUACUAUCUCCAAUAUGAUCAUAAGGGGGUGUCAAUAAAACAUUUUGGGGUGGGUUACCAGCACAGCAUUGGAAAAACAAACAAACCUUUAUUGAAAAAUAAAC